GGGUUCAUUACACUACAACAGGUUCAGAACACUCGUCAGAGCUCAGAGCACUCGUCGUCAGAGUUGAGAUGGCUCCGGCGACGACGUUGCAGGCGAGGUGGCUGCUAGCCGUGGCGCUUCUCCUCGCCGUGGGGAUCCACGGCGGCCGGGCGCAGCCGCUGGUGCCGGCGGUGAUGACGUUCGGCGACUCGUCGGUCGACGUCGGGAACAACGACUACCUCCACACCAUCAUCAAGGCCAACUUCCCGCCCUACGGCAGGGACUUCGCCAACCACGUCGCCACGGGGAGGUUCUGCAACGGCAAGCUCGCCACCGACAUCACCGCUGAUACACUGGGGUUCACUACCUACCCUGCUGCGUACCUGAGCCCACAGGCGUCAGGGCAGAACCUUCUGAUCGGCGCCAACUUCGCGUCUGCAGGAUCCGGGUACUACGACCACACGGCGCUCAUGUAUCACGCGAUCCCGCUGUCCCAGCAGCUGCAGUACUUCCGGGAGUACCAGUCGAAGCUGGCGGCGGUGGCCGGCGGCGCCCAGGCCCACUCCAUCAUCUCCGGCGCGCUCUACAUCAUCAGCGCCGGCGCCAGCGACUUCGUCCAGAACUACUACAUCAACCCCUUCCUCUUCAAGACCCAGACCGCCGACCAGUUCUCCGACCGCCUCGUCGCCAUCUUCAGCAACACCGUCUCGCAACUCUACGGCAUGGGGGCGCGGCGCAUCGGCGUGACGUCGCUGCCGCCGCUGGGUUGCCUGCCGGCGUCGAUCACGCUGUUCGGGCACGGGAGCAACGGCUGCGUCUCCAGGCUGAACCGCGACUCCCAGAGCUUCAACGGGAAGAUGAACGCCACCGUGGAGGCGCUGUCGCGCCGGUACCCGGACCUCAAGAUCGCCGUGUUCGACAUCUACACGCCGCUGCACGACCUCGCCACCGACCCGCAGGCGCAGGGCUUCACGGAGGCGAGGCGCGGGUGCUGCGGGACGGGGACGGUGGAGACGACGGUGCUCCUCUGCAACCCCAAGUCGGUGGGGACGUGCCCCAACGCCACGUCCUACGUCUUCUGGGACGCCGUCCACCCGUCGGAGGCGGCCAACCAGGUCAUCGCCGACUCGCUCAUCACCGAGGGAUUGAACCUCGUCACAUGAUCAAAUCACUCGCCGCAGCUCGCUGUUGAAUCUGUUUGUGUUAGGUCGUCAGCCGCCGUCGACCAGAAGUACAGUGUUCUUAGGUGAAACAGGCUGCGUGCAUCCUGAAGAAAGAAAAUAACGCUGGUUCAUCGGGAUGGGGGGCACGGGUUCUAAGGCGAUAUCUGUGAAAUUGUUACUUUUUGUUGUGUUUCAAAAUUUAACUGUAUGAUGUUGAUAUUUUCGGAAACUACUAUAAGGCACUUAAAAAUGAACUCAUUAUUUAUCAAGUUUA
Setaria italica (foxtail millet) is the source of this 1416-nucleotide messenger RNA. Its product is annotated as GDSL esterase/lipase APG. Gene Ontology annotation, cellular component: apoplast. The coding region runs from base 69 to 1142 and encodes 357 amino acids. The transcript has 4 exons. Lineage: Eukaryota; Viridiplantae; Streptophyta; Magnoliopsida; Poales; Poaceae. The record is from RefSeq and is a predicted model, not a curated record. Gene Ontology annotation, molecular function: hydrolase activity, acting on ester bonds.